UAUCUUCAUACAAUACAGCGUUGCUUCCUUCACCUUUUGAAAGGAAUUUCAACUAGGAUCUGUUCAACUUAUUUUCGCAAUGUAGUCUACUAUAGAGUCUCGUGUUGUUGCCAGCGGGUGAAUCAUGUGCCCGGGAACAGGACUUCCCGAGACGUUUACAGAGCGCUUGAAACGCCAAUGAGGCACCCCGAACCGUUAAUAUUUUUGACAUCACCACCUUCAUUAUUCGCGCUUUAUUGAGCCCUCCAGAUCCGCGACUUUGCCUAUCGUCACUCCUCUGCGUGCGUGAGCUUGCAAACGCUGUUCAUCUUCUGCUCCUAAGCCGCUGCUUUCGCGACGAACGGGUUCAAGGGCGGUGAUUUGCCGACAUGGCUUUAACGUCACUCAUUCUUGGCGCCACUGCCUCCAUCGCUGCCGUUCAACUGUUGCUCUUGUAUCGUGACCUUAGACGCAAUAUCGCCAUCGCGAAGCGCUCAGGAUUCCCCUAUGUACUCACGCCAGCCAAUGUCUUUGGUGUGUUUUGGUUAGCUACGUUCUGGUUCUGGUCGCCCAUCUUACGCAGUUUACUACCCGCGUCCAAGAAAGAUGGCGUGUUCUCAGAGCUUGGAUACGGACCUUUUGAGAAGAUGGGCUCCGAUGUCUUCCUAGCUGUGUCGCCUGCCAAAAUUGUAUGUUUUGUUGCCGAUGCAGAUGUUAUCACCCAAAUUACCACCAGGCGAAAUGACUUUCCCAAACCUCUGGAAAUGUAUGGCCGGCUGGACAUUUACGGAAAAAACCUAGUAUCGACCGAGGGGUCCGACUGGCGUAUGCACAGGAAAAUGACUGCACCUAGUUUUGGCGAACGCAAUAAUGAACUGGUUUUCAAUGAGACGCUGCAUCAUACACAGUCUCUCCUCCGUUUAUGGACCGAGAAAGGAACAACUAGCGACAAGAAUCUCGACGUUGCGAGCGACACCAUGAGAUGGGCGCUCUACAUCAUCAGCGGUGCCGGCUUUAAUGUUCGAGUAAACUGGCCGCAUGAAGAGGGUGAGGGGAAGCAGAAAGCUACGCAGAAGCCAAACGAAAGCUCAGUCAUGAUGGGAUCAGAGGUGCCGGCGGGUCACGAGAUGAGUUAUCGGGAGGCGCUUAGUGAGUUGCUUCACAACAUCAUGUGGACUAUGAUGGGCUCCCCCAAGCUUCUUAAAAAAUCGCCCAUGAAAGUUCACAGGACCGUAGGAACUGCCGUGUCUGAAUGGGGUCAAUAUAUGGAUGAGGUGUAUGAGAUUAAGAAGGAACAGGUAACUUCAGGCAAACAGUCUGACGGUAUGGACCUAUUUCAGGCACUCAUCCGCGCUAGCGGGAUUGUCGACGAAAAGCAGACUAUCGUCAAGAAGAGCGAUAUUCUGGGUAAUGCAUUUGUCCUUAUGUUGGCAGGACAUGAGACCACGGCCAACUCGCUUCAUUUCUCUUUGAUCUAUCUAGCCAUGCAUUGGUCCUCGCAAAAACGCCUACAGGACGAUGUCAGCAAGAUCAUACAAGGACGACCGAUCGAAGAGUGGAAGUACGAAGAGGAUUUUCCAAAGCUGUUCCAAUGUAUGCCCGCAGCUGUCAUGAACGAGACACUCCGGCUGCUCCAGCCCGUCAUCAAUAUUCCGAAAUCUACUGCCCCUGGACGUCCGCAACCCUUCACCAUGAAUGGCCAGCAGCAUACGAUGCCUGGAGGUGCUCAUAUCCUGCUCAGCUGCGCAGUCCACCGCAAUCCCAAGUAUUGGCCUGAGCCUUCGAACGAGAAUGACAAGAAGGCCAAUGUCAGAGACACUGACCGAUUCCGUCCGGAACGCUGGCUUCUCGACAAGAAACCGAACGCAGACUUUGUCGAGAUCGACUACGACGACGAAGAGCUUCGUGGUCCCUCCGGAGAAGACACUUCCUCGUCGCUUUUCAAGCCCGUCAAAGGCUCCUACAUUCCGUUUAGCGAUGGCUAUCGAUCCUGUAUUGGACGCAGAUUCGCUCAGGUGGAGCUUCUUGCCGCGUUUGCCGUCAUCUUCUCGCAGUACAGUGUGGAGCUCGCGGUGGACGAGUUUGCUACCGACGAUGAGGUUGCUAACAUGGAUGACGAGUCCAAGGAGAAGGUGUGGAGGAAGGCAGCGGACAAGACACAGCAUCUUCUUCAAAACAAAACAGCGAGUAUCAUUACGCUGCAAUUGAGAGGCGCUAAGAUUCCUUUGCGAUUGGUCAAGAGGGGUGAGGAGACUUUCAAGUUUGAUCUUUGA
This is a messenger RNA of Periconia digitata, 2252 nucleotides long. Lineage: Eukaryota; Fungi; Ascomycota; Dothideomycetes; Pleosporales; Periconiaceae. The record is from the annotation of a GenBank genome assembly.